UCAAGUAAGCAACAAAUGCCAGGCAAAAUACCAAGUGAAGCUAGAAGAGAGAGGCUCAAUUGUAUAUACUAGAUAAAUAAACAGUUAAUAUAUAUACAUACUUAGAUGGUGAUUCAUAUUAAUUUAGAUAAAUAAUUUUCAAUAUACGUCUUGUUUAUUAAUUUUUUAAAACCAUUUUCAAAUUUAAAUUAUUCAAAAAAUCUUUGGUGAUUAAUCAUAAUUAUUGGACAAUAUAAUAUUCAGCCUGGCUGUGUUUGACCUAGACCUAAUUUUUCCUCGUGGCAAUGCCUUUGCCAGAGGAUUGUUUAUACGAUGGAGCAAGGAUGUUCGAGGGAAUAUCUGAUUAUUUUGGUCUACAAGUUGAUCAGGUAAAUUUUGUCGUCAGUCAGUUUACUGGAUUGUUCUUGGCAAGUUACUUCAGAACAUCAUUAAAACUAGAAAAUGUAACUCCAAUAGUACGUCACACGUAUGGCCUUGUUGUUGGUCUCUUCAUGGGUUACUUUUGCUUUGGCAAACAGGCUGUUCAUCUAGCUGGACUUCCAGCAAUAUGUUAUAUUGCAAUACGUACACAAAAUCCACAUAUUGUACAGAGGGUUGUCUUGGUGUUAGCUCUUGGAUAUCUAUCCUGUGUUCAUAUCUAUCGACAACUGUAUGAUUACACAUCUUACACACUAGAUAUUACAGCACCAUUGAUGGUAAUUACUCAAAAAGUAAUAAGUCUUGCAUACAGUAUUCAUGAUGGAUCAUCACGUGAUGAAUUAGAACUAACACCUCUUCAACGUCAUCAGGCUGUUAAAAAAAUACCAACAGUACUUGAAUUUUUUGGUUUUAUUUUUCAUUUUCAAGCACUCUUGGUAGGACCUGUUAUUUUUUAUCGUGAUUAUAUUGAAUUUAUUUAUGAAACAGGAUUUAAAGAUGGUGAAAAAUUUUCAAAUUUUUAUCAUGACUCGUUGAAUAAUACUGAUCAAAUGAUUUUGGAGCCUUCACCAAUACCAGUUGUUGUUAAAAAAAUUAUUUCUAGCAUAAUCUGUGCAAUAUUAUUUAUCUCAUUACUUCCUGUAUUUCCAAUUCAAAAAGUCAAAGAUGAUGAUUUUUUACAAUCAUCUACUCUGUACAAAAUUAUGUACCUGAUUAUUUCAACGACAAUUGUGCGUUUUAAAUAUUAUUACGCGUGGUUGUUUGCUGAUGCGGUAUGUAAUAAUUCUGGACUUGGUUUCAAUGGUAUUGAUGCUGAUGGUAAACCACACUGGGAUAAAUUUUCUAAUAUUGAUAUUUUUAAAUUUGAGUUAUCAACAAAUUUACGAGAAUCUAUAGAAGCUUGGAAUAAAGGAACAAAUCGUUGGUUAAGAAUGGUAGUGUAUGAAAGAACAAGUAAAUAUCAAACUAUCAUGACUUUUUUUCUUUCUGCACUUUGGCAUGGUUUUUAUCCUGGCUAUUAUUUAACAUUUGCUGGUGGUGCCUUGUUUACAUUUUCUGGACGAGCUAUUCGACAAACACUAAGACCAUAUUUUUUAGGAUCAAAAAUUUUAAAAAUUAUUUAUAAAGUACUUACAUUUAUAACUACACGUAUUGUUAUGGCUUAUCUUACAUUUAGCUUUGUUUUGCUUGAAUUUACACCAAGUAUUCGAGUUUACUUAUCAAUGUACCUGAUACCACAUCUUUUGGGUUUGACUGCAAUUUUUUUACUACCAUUACUUCCAAUUGGAAAAUUAAAAAAUACACAAUAUCAGUUAAGAAAUUUAUCAAAUGAUAUUAAAAAUGAACAAAAUAUUAAUAACGAAUUGAAAAUUAAUAACAAUGGUUUUACCAAAGAAGCAAAAUAAAAAAAAUUUUUUAAAUAAAAGUAAAUACAAUAUUGAAAA
Molecule: messenger RNA, 1862 nt
Organism: Aphidius gifuensis
Lineage: Eukaryota; Metazoa; Arthropoda; Insecta; Hymenoptera; Braconidae
Gene: oys
Product: lysophospholipid acyltransferase 2
Exons: 10
Coding region: 285-1823 (512 amino acids)
Biological process (GO): lipid modification
Cellular component (GO): membrane
Molecular function (GO): acyltransferase activity
Source: RefSeq, a predicted model, not a curated record